AGCGGGGUGGGGUGUUCAGUGACUCCUUUGGCAGGCGGGGGGUUUGCGGUGCAGGCGGCGGGUGUGUGAGCUGCAGGGAGGCAGAAAAGAAACGCCCUAGAAAGCCUUGGGUCGGGAAGAACUUUCCCUCCAUCUGAAUGCUCCGCUCCCUGGGUUUUGUGGGGUCUGUGUAACGCAGUUGUAGCAGAAUGAUACAAGUUCUAGAUCCAAGGCCUCUACCCAGUUCCAUCAUGCCUGUAGAUGUGGCCAUGAGAAUAUGCUUGGCCCGUUCCCCACCUCUGAAGAGUUUUCUCAAUCCACUUGAUGAAUACCAAAGAAGAAACUUUGUCCACCGAUUCAAACCUCUCAGACCAUGCCUUAAUGUGAAGCGUGAAACUGAGUCCCCGAACAGUGACUGGAAGCACUCAGCCAGUCGAGCUAAGAAGAGGGUUGUCUUUGCAGACUCUAAAGGCUUUUCUCUGACUGCAAUCCAUGUCUUCUCCGAAUUCCAGGAAAAUCCAGCAUGGGAUCUUCAGUUUGACUUGUUAGAUCUCGAAGACAUAACUGCUGGCCUGAAGCUACAUGAAGAACAGAACUUAAUUCUAGGUUUCACACCACCUUCGGCUGACUACUUGGACUUCCGGAACCACCUACAGAAGAACUUGGUGUGUCUUGAAAACUGCACCCUCCAAGAACGAGCUGUGUCAGGAACUGUGAAAGUGAAAAAUGUCAGUUUUGAGAAGAAGGUGUGCAUACGGAUCACCUACGAUUCAUGGAAAACCUAUUCUAACAUUGAUUGUGUCUAUAUGAACAAUGUGUAUGGCGACUCAGACAAUGACACCUUCUCUUUUGCAAUUGACUUGCCUCCCGCCAUUCCUACAGAACAAAAGAUAGAGUUUUGUGUGUACUACCAAACAGGUGACAACAUCUUCUGGGACAAUAAUGAUGGGCAGAACUACAAGAUUGUUCAUGCAGAAUGGAAAUCUGAUGGUGUCCAAGCACCGGCAUCUCCCAAGAAAGAGUGUGUGGUUCUUAAGCCUUCAAGAAAAGCACACAAAACUGGCUGUGAGCAACAACUUGGGAGCCCUCGGAUAACAAGUGGCCUCUUCCCUGAAUGGCAAAGUUGGGGCAGAAUGGAAACCUCCUCUCCCUAUUGGUGAAGGAGAUAAACCAUAGAAGCAUCUGCUGUCAGCAGCUGAACUUGGGCCAUCUUUGGCUUCAUAAUGUGCAGCAGAAACAAUCAACUAGGAAGCAUUUGUGGACUGCUUACCAAGGAAGGAAGGAAGGAAUGCUAAAUGUAUUCAUUUAAGAACAAGCCAGCCACAACUUGAGACUUGGCACAAUAGUAAUUCAAUGAGAAUAUCACCUCAUGUGAAACUGGCAUAUAUGUUCAACAUAUGUGAUUUGUAUGCGCUGCUAUUCACUUGCCUUAAUGGAAGAAGGGUGAAAGAGACAUCAGAGGGAAGAACACUGUGUAGGGUGCUUUUUUGGGAAGCUGUGAUUGUGUGAGGUAUGUUGAAUAAGUAGGUCCCAAGAAAAAAGAUCUUUGUUCCUGUUGUAAGUUGUAGUGGAGACUCUGAGGGAUAUGGAACUAUGAGUCCUUACACCUGAACUGAGAAUGGGCAAAUACUGUCCAUAAUAUAAUGGAGUGAAUAUAAUUCUGGUGUGGAAGUAUCUUUUUUUCCCAGCAGGAAUGAAGUGGAAAGGAAGCGAAAGAGCAUUGAAAGGGGAAAGAGGUAUGAUGGACUGUACUACAAGGAGGUGUGAAGUCUGGAGGAAUCUGACCUUCAAAAUGCCAAAAAUUAUUUUAAGGGGCUGUAGAGCAUAAUAAGAUACACAAUGCUUUGUUCCCACAAAUUAGAGGUGGCACUGUUUGGAUCCCAAGGGAGAGAAGUCUUCGAAGUUUUAUGACGGGCAAGAGAUCAGGAGUUGCAGCUUCCUUGGUUUUGAGGGGGUUACGGAGUUUGACCUGCUACAUUUCCUUUCAGUCUGGCUUGGGUGUGUGUGGAGGGGGUGAGAGAAAGUGUGAAAAGAACGAGGGGGUUGGGAACUUUGUAUAUAAAUAGGCCCUGCAUACUUGUAGGCUUGGUUUGAAGAAUCUGUCUUUCAAUGUGCUGUACAAAUGGCAACCACAUUUCACAGCAGCUUUCCAUCCUGUGUACACAAAGGCUAUGCUUUCAAUUCCAUAGGGAGAUCAUGCUAUUCCUUUCAAGAGAGAGAGAGAGAGAGACUUAGAAAAUGCCUUAAAUCUGUAGACGUUGACUACUGAUCUUGCCUUGUUAAAGUAGACACAAAUUAUCAUGCUUGUUGCAGAGUUUAGUUGUAUUUCCAGACCCCUAAAAUGAGCUCUUCACAGAAGUAAAACAGACCCGAGAAAUUAUAGUCCUUCAUAUUGAAGGGGUGAUAAUGUAGCUGAACUUCUCAAGCUAAUCCAUUCAAAUGACAAGAGUAUGCAUCUUGCACAUAAAUAGAAAUAGUUUUCUAUCCACUUUCUCAUACCUCAUUUUUCUUCGGUAGCUUUUACAGAUGCAGAAAGCUUUGUUUUUUAAAAAAAUUAUAUUAAUCUCCAGAUAUCAUAUUUGUUGUAAAUAAUAGCGUGUGACUGUAGUUUUGGCACAGGGCUGUAUAGGAUGAAGCCAGUCUGAUUGGGGGUAUGUAUGCACCUCUUGUAUUCAUCAACCUGUUUUUAAGUGGUGUGGGCAAUGGAAAAUGCAAAUCAAAUGCCUAUGUAUGUUACACUAAAAUUGAGAUGGAAUUUGUAUUGUAAAAUUAAUGGGAAUAGCUUCUUUCACCUGUUUCCCUGACUACUUUAUCGCACUACUGUGUAAAAUAACUCACUUCAUUAAUAAAUUGUGUUUUGAUA
Messenger RNA from Pogona vitticeps (central bearded dragon), 2842 nucleotides. It is a transcript of the gene PPP1R3C, whose product is annotated as protein phosphatase 1 regulatory subunit 3C. Gene Ontology annotation, molecular function: protein phosphatase 1 binding; glycogen binding. Gene Ontology annotation, cellular component: protein phosphatase type 1 complex. Gene Ontology annotation, biological process: regulation of glycogen biosynthetic process. The record is from RefSeq and is a predicted model, not a curated record. NCBI's taxonomy places the organism in Eukaryota, Metazoa, Chordata, Lepidosauria, Squamata, Agamidae.